AUGGCUAAAGUGGCUGCCAUUUGGGUGGGCAUGGUGAUGUUCGCCCUGGAUUUCACUGCUGGGAUCCUGGCGAUCCAAGCUCAAGCUGCGGAAAACAAGGUUAAAAGAGUAUCAGCCAUCUUCGGCCGCUGUAAAGAACCAGCGUACACAGCUUAUGUGCUCGGCCUCGUGGCCGCAGCGUUACUGCUUAUUGCCCACUUAACUGCUUAUUGGCCACUUAACUGCUUCGGAUGGAUCUACUACUCUGAAUUGGAUUCCAUCGGUGCAUCCAUCAACAGGAAACUGGCAGUGCUCUCAUGGAUGGUCUUCGGUGUCGCAUUCUGGCUGCUGCUCGUUGGGGCCAUGUCCAAUACCAAGACAUCAUGCUGGUUCAUCCAUUUUGACACCUUGGUCGUCGGCGGCAACACCUGCUUCAUCCACGCCGUCAUCACCAUCGCCUACUAUGUCACGGCCACCGCGGCAGCGCCGGAGUUUGCUUAGCCCCUCGGCUGUGUUGGCGUCCCUUCAUCUGUGCUGCUGUAUGUUGAAAUGUACUCCAUAAACGAU
This is a messenger RNA of Phragmites australis (common reed), 546 nucleotides long. RefSeq names its product protein DESIGUAL 2-like. Bases 1 to 480 code for a protein of 159 amino acids. The record is from RefSeq and is a predicted model, not a curated record. NCBI's taxonomy places the organism in Eukaryota, Viridiplantae, Streptophyta, Magnoliopsida, Poales, Poaceae. The transcript is spliced from 3 exons.